UUGAUGCUAAGCAAGCUAAACUUUGUUUUGCUACUGCUGGCGAGACAGUGGCCAUUACGCCCAAAACAAAGAAAAGCGAUGGCGAUACAGAUAGAGUGGACAAUGAGGCCGAGGGAAGUGAAAAUGAUUGUCAAACUACUUUAAAAUGUGUCAAUGAAACCGUUUCAAGCGUAAUGUGUAAGCUACAACGCAGGUACAGAUGUGCAGUGAUGGAAAGAAAACCAUUAACUUUCUUUAAAGUCCUUAAAACCCCUUGUUGUCGUUGAUUCUCGUUGCUACGAGAAAAUCCGAAAUGAUUAUUACUUUUACAUUCAUUAUUUCUUACUUUAGAUGAUUCCCAAAGCUUUGACGACAAUUUCGACACUAUACGCGUGCAUGCACCAGACCUAAAAGACUGUAAUUCGGAGAAAUCGUGCCUGCAGAUGAAAGGACCACAGCAGCCGCUACUGAAGAGUUACGACCCCAAGAAAAUGGGAAACGAAUCGUUUACUAGAGAUUUCAAUCCUGAAUGGUAUAAGCGACAUCCCUGGCUCUCAUACGACGUCAGUAGUAAGAAAGCGAACUGCUUUCCUUGCCAGAUGUACAUGAAGGGAAAAGAUUCCUUUUCAUUUGACAACUGGAAAAAGCCGGAACGGUUAGCAAAACAUCAUAAGAGCGAGAAGCAUCAAACGGCCAUGGAAAUGUGUAUGUCCAGUAGAACAAACAAGAAGCAUAAUUCCUCAGUACUAAGCCUACUACACGAAGAUCAUAAGCAGUCCGUGAAAGAAAAUAGGGACUACCUUAGAGUACUCAUUGAGAGUCUUAUGUACACAGCGCAACAAAACGUUGCACAACGUGGACACGAAGAAGAGCGAGUUAACCUAGAUAAAAGCAGCGAUGUUAACCGUGGAAACUUUUUAGAACAUAUUAGUUUGAGGUGUAAGGACAUACCUUGGCUUGGUUCUAAACUAGAUCAACAGCUUAAAAAACAUGCGCAGUGGACAUCGCCCGCCAUACAAAAUGAAUUACUCGAAAUUACUGCUGAUCUUGUGAAAGAGCGCAUUGUCAACGACGUUAAAUCUAGUGGAUGGUAUAGUAUCAUUAUAGAUGAAACGUCGGACAUCAGCAAAAUUGAGCAAGUUUCACUCUGUCUGAGUUAUUGCAUAAAUGGAAUAAAGAAGGAAGCAUUCAUGGGAUUCUAUGCGACCAAGUCAACUGAAGGCGAGGUUUUAUAUGAACUUGUGAAAGACACUAUUACCAAACUAAACUUAGAUUUGAAGAAUAUAGUUGGUAAAGCAUUUGACGGUGCUGCAAAUAUGAAUGGUAUUCAUAAAGGACUCUCGACUAGAAUGAAAGAAUGCUCCCCUCAGAGCAUAUACGUCCAUUGUUACGGACAUCUUCUCAACCUAGCCCUUCAGGAUACCAUGACAGAAGUGGAGCCAUUGCAUAAUGCCUUGGGCAACAUCCAGGCCAUCCACAAUUUCAUUGAAGGAAGCCCUAAGCGUCACGCGUUAUUUAGUGACAUUGAAGUUGAAGACGAAAAGUACAAACAAACACUAAAGUCAUCAAGUGUUACGCGAUGGUCCUGUCACUGGGAAGCGGUAAAAGCUGUCUAUAACCAAAUGGAGAGAAUUGUUAAAAUGCUUCUCAAAUUGUCUUCAGAUAAAGAUCCUAAGACUUACAGGGACAGCAGAUCAUUAUUAACAUCUUUGUGCGACAUGAAUUUCAUAUUUGGUUUAUGUGUGCUCAGAAUAAUUCUAAGAAAUACAAAUAGUUUGAGUCAGUAUCUUCAAGGAAAAGAAGUUGAUGUUCUGUCAGCGCGAAGAAUAUCCAGCACGACCAUAGAGACACUACGUUGUUGCAGAAGUGAGCAAAAUUUUGACCUUGUUUGGCAAAUGGCAUCAUUAAUGGGUCUAAAGAUGAAGUCUUGGUUGGGAAAUUCGUUGUUUAAGGUACGAGAGGCAACAGUACCACGCCAUAAGACAUCGCGACGCCUACAGGCCCUUGUGGGUGAAUCACCCGGAGAUCGCAUUCAGGUGACACCAGAAUCUCAUCAAAGAAUCAACACAUAUUACCUGUCUAUCGACAAAAUAGUUUCCGAGCUUGAAGUGCGAUUCAGCGGAAAUGAUCAGCAAAUACUUUACGCCCUUGGUGAUGUCUGCCAAAGUGAAACCCCCAAAAUGGAGAGCUUCACCACAGUUGCUGAAUUUUAUGGUAUGGAUGAAGAGAUUCUACAGGUAGAACAGAAAAUGUUCAUCACGUUUUGUCUUAAGCGUGGAUUACCCGAAGGAAAGAAACUUUCAAAAGUUCUUGGAUUCAUGCAAGAGAACCACUUAUUUGAAAUGCUUCCACAGUUUACUCAAGUAAUGAUAAUACUUGCAGUCAUACCAGCCACAUCAUGUUCCGCAGAACGUUCAUUCAGUGCCCUUCGCCGAUUGAAAACAUACCUCCGCAAUACGAUGAGUCAAACGCGGGUGAACAGCAUCGUACUGAUUAACAUAGAGAGGGCCUAUGCAAACGCUGUGAUGAGUAAUGAGAUUGACCGCAUUAUUGACAUAUUUGGCAGCAGAAAGGGAAGAAACAGCUACUUUUUUUGA
Paramuricea clavata is the source of this 2576-nucleotide messenger RNA. The record is from the annotation of a GenBank genome assembly. Lineage: Eukaryota; Metazoa; Cnidaria; Anthozoa; Malacalcyonacea; Plexauridae.